Messenger RNA from Dichotomopilus funicola, 2076 nucleotides. RefSeq lists its product as uncharacterized. Gene Ontology annotation, molecular function: oxidoreductase activity, acting on CH-OH group of donors; flavin adenine dinucleotide binding. Gene Ontology annotation, biological process: secondary metabolite biosynthetic process. The transcript has 10 exons. NCBI's taxonomy places the organism in Eukaryota, Fungi, Ascomycota, Sordariomycetes, Sordariales, Chaetomiaceae. The record is from RefSeq and is a predicted model, not a curated record. The coding region runs from base 1 to 2076 and encodes 691 amino acids.
AUGGCUUGGGCACACCGCAUCUUUGUCCUCCUGUGGUUUCUGACUGCUACCAAUGGGCUAUUAAUACCGCCGGAUCAAAUCGACACCCUCCUACUUCCGUCCUACGAUUACAUUAUUGUCGGGGGAGGAGUAGCCGGGCUCGUCGUCGCCAACCGACUCAGCGAAGAUCCGAAUGUAACCGUCCUCAUCCUCGAAGCCGGAGAACUAGACCCCUCCCCAGCAGUCGUCACCGUCCCCGGCCUAAUCGGCACCGGCUUCCCGCCCGCCUACAACUGGAACCUAACCACAACCCCCCAGGAAUUCCUCGACAACACCCCGCGCGACUACGGCCAGGGCCGCGUCGUCGGCGGCGGGAGUAUUUUGAACGGGCUUGUCACGACAAGGGGCGCGCGGGCGGACUAUGAUGCGUGGGAGGCGCUGGGGAAUGAGGGGUGGGGGUGGGAGGGUAUGGUGGAGUAUUUUCGGAGGAGCGAACGCUUCACCCUCAACAUCCCCCCCGACCGCGCUCACGCCAUGCACAUCCACCCGGACACCACCAUCCACGGCACCACCGGCCCAGUCGAAGUCACUUAUCCCAAUUUUCUCUACAACCAGUCCACCAACAUCCUCUUAGCCCUCUCCGAACUCAACAUCCCACUCCUCGUCGACCCCAACGCGGGCGUCGCAGCGGGAGCCAUGAUUGCGCCGUCUAGCAUGUCGGCGGCGAACCAGUCGCGCGUGGAUAGUCGGCGGGCGUAUUGGGAUCCGGUGGAGGGGAGGGGGGGGUUGCAUUUGGCUGUGGGGCAGACUGUUGGGAGGGUUUUAUUUGGGGGAGAGGAGGAGGGUAGGUUGGAUGGGGACAAGCGGGAGGGGGUUUGGGUUAGGGGGGUUGAGUACGCCGCGUCUGCUGGCUCGACCCUGAGAGAGGUGCGCUGCAAUAGAGAGGUAAUCCUCAGCGCAGGGGCAAUUCUCUCGCCGGUGCUGCUCCAGGUCUCGGGCAUCGGCCCGGCGGAUUUGUUAGCCGAACUGGACGUACCGGUACGAGUCGACCUCCCGGGGGUUGGACACAACUUUCAAGAUCAUCCUAUGGUGGGGGGAUUUUACAACUACACCAAACCCGGUCUCUUUACCACGCGAAACCUGACCGGUAAUACCCUCCUGCAAGUACAAGACGAGUACUUCUCCAACCGCACCGGCCCCUGGACAACCCCCCUAAUAACCACCCUCGCCUUCGCCCACCUCACCCACCUCCUCACUCCAAACAGCACAUCCCCCGACCGGACCAACCCCCCUCAAACCCUCAACCUAACAUCCACCUUCGACCCACAAUCCGCUCUCCCUUACCUCCCCCCCACCGCCUUAUCCCAUCCGUCCUUAGUACAAGGCUACACGGCCCAGUUAUCCCAACUCUCCCAGCUCCUGACCAACCCAGCCGUCGGCGCAGUCGAGGUCAUGGCUGAUUCGGUCGGUACGCUGACUGUGUCUGUGUUGCACCCGCUUAGUCGGGGGUUUGUGAGGGCGGAGUCGAGGGAUGUUUUCUUUACGGCCGAACCCAACCCAGAAGGAGAGGAAGGAGAAGGAGAAGAAGAGCAAUAUCUCCCCCGAACCCACCCCGCCAUAUCCCUCAACCCGCGCUAUCUCGCCCACCCAGCCGAUACCGCCCUGCUUGCGGCCGGUUUGGCGCUCAACCGUCGUCUGACGGGGGAUACCCAGGCUGUGGGGGAGGGUUUAUUACCCCGGCCUGGGCCGCCGUGGGAUACGGCCGGUACCCCUAAGAACACCGACAACGACACCCCCAAAACCAACCCCCCGGCAGAAGACGUCUCUGCAUUAACCCAAACCGAAAAGACAAUCCACGCCCACCUCCAAACCGAAUUCCACCCCUCCGGCUCAACCUCCAUGUUACCUCUGCAACUCGGCGGGGUGGUGAACCCACGGCUCAUCGUGUAUGGUACACACAACCUGCGAGUCGUCGACGCCGGGGUCAUGCCGCUCGUUGUGGGGGCGCAUUUACAGGCGGGGGUUUAUGCUUUGGGUGAGAAGGCCGCAGACCUCAUCAAAGAGGACAACAAGCAUGCCACCAGCCGUCAAGGUUAA